CUGGGUGACGGGUGUCUCUGCUUAGACCCGGCUCUGUGAAGGCUAAUGCAGACACUUGUGUGUCUAUGUAAUCAUUUCUCUAAUUAUUAUUAUUUAUGGAACUACAGCUACAUUAGCGGUCGGAAGUAGCACGCAUUCCCCCCCCGCCAGAGGCGUCACUUCCGCCUCCUCAGUAACUAAAGAAAAUGGCGGCCGUCGUGGAGAGAGUUGAUGGAUGUGUUGGAUCGCUGGACCCGGACGAUGUGUCGCUCAGGCAGCCCAGCUCGCUCCAGGAGCAGCCGCACCAGAACAACCCGCUGCUGGGCCUGCCCAUCGUGGCCAUCGAGACCAUCCUGAACUUCCUGUCCUACGAUGAGAUCAGCAUGCUGCGCUCGGUGUGUAAGCGCAUGGACAUGAUCUGCCAGCGUGUGCUGAACCAGGGCUUCCUGAAGGUGGAGCGCUACCACAGCCUGUGCCAGAGACAGGUCAAGGCUCAGCUGCCCAGGCGCGAGUCGGAGAGGAGGAACCACUCGUUGGCCCGCCACGCAGACAUCCUGGCUGCUGUGGAGACGCGCCUCUCCCUGCUCAACAUGACCUUCAUGAAGUAUGUCGACUCCAACCUGUGCUGCUUCAUCCCCGGAAAAGUGAUAGACGAAAUCUACCGCGUGCUGCGCUACGUGAACUCCACCAGGGCCCCCCAGCGGGCUCACGAGGUCCUCCAGGAGCUGAGGGACAUCUCCUCCAUGGCCAUGGAGUACUUUGACGAGAAGAUCGUCCCAAUCCUGAAGAAGAAGCUACCUGGGACCGAUCUGUCUGGACGGCUCAUCGGUUCCGCACCAGUGGCCGGGCCCUCCACCUCCCUGACCACCAUGUCGCUGCUGGCCAAGAACACGCCGUCCCGCUCCGAGAUGACCAAGGUGCAGCAGCAGGUGAAGGUGAACGGGGCGUCCAUGACGGCGCUGCGGCGGGAGCUGCAGGAAGUGCGGGUGAAGCAGCUGGAGCAGCAGAAGCAGCUGCAGGACCAGGAGCAGAAGCUGCUGGAGCAGAGCCAGGUGAUGGGCGAGCAGAACGCCCGGCUGGCCGAGCUGGAGCACAAGCUGCGCGAACUCAUGGACAGCAGCGCUGCCGCCGCCAUGGGGGAGGCCCAGUCCUCCGCUCCCGCCGCCACCGCCGGGUCCGCGGCUACGCCGGCGAGCAGCAGCGCGUCAGCGGCAGCGGCGCAUGGCGGCACGGCGGGCAAGGGCACCUCGUCGCUGAAACGCAGCAGAAAAAGCUCAGACCUCCCACGACAAUCCAAACGGCUGCGCAGCAGGAAGUGACUCGCUGCCUCGUGUAAGUGUCAUAGCCAGUUUCCUGUUUCGACUGACCACACUCCGUAUCCAGUGCCCCACGUCCACCUCCCCCCCCUCACUCACCUUGCAUCACGUGCGCCAUCUCACUCAUGCCGCGAUGUGGACGCGCUCCCGCCGCGUCGGACUCUCCACCAGUGUUCUGAUGGUCAUUGACGUCCAUAGACUCAUGACUGGAGACAGGACAGGACAACAUUGACAUGGUCGACACUAGGACGUCUCCCAGAGAACAGGUUAGGUCCGCUGGUGGUCAGUAGGCUGCAAGACGACACCCAAACGCCACACGAAUACGCCUCCGUUUCACCCAGAGAACCAGAACCCUGUUCACCGGGAGAGCCCUGCUGGUGUGUGUGGACUUUUCAAGCCCUGUCCUCAUUAUGUGUUCAAUCAGGUCCACUUCCUCCUGUGGACAAUCCACAGUACAGGUCCCAAUAGUCGACAGUGCUAGAAGCCCCGCCCCCUACUGGUGUGACCCAGUCAGCGCAGCCAGUAAGCAAACUCCUAACCGGCUCCACCAGGAUGUCCCUCAGCGUGUUGAAGACAUCGUCCACUCGGUCCAUGACCCUUCUGACGCUCAUUCCCCUCUAGAGGGCGCUACUGAAGGUAGAGGUAGCUUGUUUGAGGUUCCUGUUAAAGCAGAGACCGCUCAGCUUUUUAUUUUAUUUUUUGUUUGUAUUAUUAUUAUUAUUAUUACAUUUUUUAAUGAAGUAACAUUUCAGCAUUAUUCCAGCUUCACACCAUGUGACCCUCGGCUGCAGCUUGAUGCGAGGCGUCCUCAGAAGCUCCUUCAUUGCCCAAACUCUCCGGUCUUUGCAGAUAAACCCCAUAAUUCAUAGUCCAGCUUCCUUCGCUCUAGGGGCAAGCUGGUAACCAUGCCAACAUUUUAGGUUUUCUAAAGCCACUAAAAGGUUCCUGCAGGUGAAUCUCCAGAGAGAGAACCACACUGAUCAGAGUCCUGUCCAGCUCAGUGGGGGCAUGAAGCGGCCUCUCCCCAACAUGUUGCUGGCUCAAAGUAGAAUUACCAACUGGAAAUAGUUCUGGGGGAAGCAGAGCGCCACCUAUCUUUCUUAAGGUAACAGUUUUUAAACGACAGCUGGCGAGCUGUUGAAGAUGAGAAAUCUAUAUUUUUAUUUAAAAUCCUACGUUAUUGACUGGAUUAUUAACAACUGCAAUAAUAAACGGAUCAUUUCGGCAGCAGCAGGAAUAAAGCGAAGCCGUCUGUGGUUGUAACGGCGCUGGGUAGAAUCAUGUUUUCGAUUUCUGUUAGAAAUGCAAUAUCAUCCGCCUGCUAUGAUCAUAUCUGGCAUGUCCAGCUCACCCACCUCAGUAGGUGUCCUGUGUGUAACGUGUCCGAAGGGUUCAGACCCAGUUUUAAAGCUAAUAAGUGAAACUGAAGGAUAUCAUGAAGGUUCGGUUCGGCGCCGGGGCUCACCCAGAGGAAGAAACCGACGUCGACAUCAUCAUGCAACCUGAGCACCGCCCAACACGACGGUCGUCUCUUUAAAGGUCAGGUCUCCGUUCUCCUUUAAAUUCCUGGGAGAGAAAAGGUUCGAGCUUUUUGGUUCCUCCCAUUAAGAAACCACACAGAAAUAGAGUCUAGUAGAAAGCAGCCCACGGAAGACCCAGAGGAUCAUGUUUAUGCUUGUACUUUCCCUUUCAGUCCUAGUGAAAACAGAAGCUGUGAGUGGUUUGCAGUGAUGACGGAGGAGCUGCAGGUGCUCAUGGUGAGCAAGGUCUCUCUCUCUGCUGCUCUCCUGUACAAACUCUCCUGCCUGGAGCUCCUAGCUUACCUGUGAAGUCAUCGUGUGGCUACUUUUCUUUCUUUCUUUCUAAGCGUUUCUGUUGUUUGGACGAGCCGAACCACUCCUGGCAUGACUCUUUGGAAAUGCACUUGUGCGUAUAAUAGUAACACUGGGCUGCAGAACAUGCAAUGUAAUCUAGUGGCUUAUAAUGAGAGAACUUGUACUGUAAUCUUCAUGUUCUUUAAGAUGUAGAUUGUCAAUGAUUUCAUGUUUGUAAACAAAGAAACUUAUCUUUUAAGUUGGCCAGUUUGGGCCUGACUAUGAAGUUUUGUUGCACAUAUUACUGUUAUGAUGUUUAAACCAAACCUAUUAAAUCUCUACAGCUGUUCAGCUCACUUUCUGGUUUUUGUACUAACUAAUAAAUCUUCACAUAGGCUCUCGGUGAGGGAGAAUAGUUCAGUUUGGACACACUGACACACACACACACCCACACACACACACACAUCACUUGUCUAUAGAUGGAUUAUAGUUGCAGUGAGCUGGAACCAGAACCAAAAAAAUCAUUAAAUUAAAAAUGCAUAAGUUACUUAGAUUUAAAAAAAAAAAAUUAAAUUAUUAUUUUUUUUAGUUUUACUUACUCAACAAACUACACUUUUAUGAAUCUGUUUAUCUUUGAACAGGGUUUCCCCCAGUGUGUAAUAAGCCUGGUGAGCCACCAGACUAAGCAUUAAUUAUUUAUUUAUGACUGUUUAAAAUGUUUGCAUUGCACGUUGCAAGACUUUAUUGUUGGUGUUCAGGUAUUAAUCUUCACAUUUCCUGUCAAUUUUAAACAUUUUUUUCAACUCAAAAACACGACGGGCUGCUGGAUGAACGACUGGCCUCGCGCACAACCACCGGGCUUAACAAGAAACCUUGUUUAAGAUCCAAAACACAAAAAAACUGUUGCCUUAUUAAAAGGAAAGACAGACCAUUUCCAAAUUUUGGGAUCAUCAACUGUUUUUUUUCUUUCUUAUUUUGUUGGCCAAAUUAUUACCACUCCUGACUUCUACUCAGAGGCCACAAAUGAACGCCUGCUGUCAUUUGUUGUUUCUUUUCUUUCUCCUCCUUUGGAUGCCCAUAACUAUAUGUACAAUAACAAAAUCCCUUCUAGUUAGUUUUCGGUAACUUAAGUUCUCAUUAUUUUUACUGCAUUUUCUUUAUAUAUAUAAAUAUAUUUGCAUUUAUUUGAAGUAAAUACUUUAGAAUUACCGUUUGAGAGAUUAUAAAGCUAUCUGUACUUAGCUUUAUGUAUCUUAUUGUAUUCUAACUAUUCAUGUAGACCUUUGUUGUGCUGCCGGGUUCUGUUUCAAUAUUGAUUUUCAACCUAUUGUAAAUUCUCAUAUGUGGAAUGGAAUUCAAAUUCAAUUCAAAAAUACUUUGUUAAUCCCAAAGGGAAAUUAAAUGUUGUUGUAGCUCAUUAA
Messenger RNA from Xiphophorus maculatus (southern platyfish), 4530 nucleotides. RefSeq names its product F-box protein 28 (gene fbxo28). The record is from RefSeq and is a predicted model, not a curated record. NCBI's taxonomy places the organism in Eukaryota, Metazoa, Chordata, Actinopteri, Cyprinodontiformes, Poeciliidae. Gene Ontology annotation, biological process: protein polyubiquitination. The transcript has 5 exons. Gene Ontology annotation, molecular function: protein binding. The coding region runs from base 186 to 1298 and encodes 370 amino acids.